AUGGAUGACGACGACCAGGAACAGCGUCUUGGAAGACUUUUUCGAAGUUUUCGCCUGCUCAGUGAAACUCCUGAAGAACUACUCCCACCUCCGAGCAUUGUAAGGGAAUUCAUACGGGGAGUACAGCAAGAUGUCAAGGAAGAAGCCAAGGCGCUGAUAGCAGAGGAAGACUAUGAACAGGCCCUCGUUUUUCUUUGUGUUGGAAUCGAUCAUGUUGGCGGACUUCUCUCGCGUGUGGGAUAUAGCUGUGAUACAGCAAAUGACGCCAGACUCCUUAUCUUGAGGUCACAAUGUUACAACAUCCUGGGUGCACACCGAGAAGCACACGCUGACGCUGAAAAAGCCUUGCAGAUUGAUCCUAAUUCUGUCCCUGCGGAAGUUGAGCGUGUGAAAGCCAGAUUUGCCAUAAGCUGCGAAAUAGGUGGCGGCCUUCUCAAGAUGUUCGCUUAUUUCUUAUUCGGUCAGGUCCCUGAAUCGGUAAAAGCAAACCCCGAAGUAAUAUACAUAAUAAGACUACUGGAUGUGCAUUUCAAUCUAAUGCCUGCUGCAACUGCAACCAAACGGAAGUCGGAUUCAAAGGCUUUCGACACAGACUGGAUUCCUUCUCACAAUAAAGAAAUUGCCAAAACCAGUAAGAUUAACACCUCCUCCAGGCCCAGCGAAAAGAAACGGAAGAUUAAACAGAUUUGUGAUGGUGCAGAGCCAACCUUUACGAAAACAGGAUCAUCUUCAUCACAACAGUGGGUAAGACAGGGGGCAAGGCCAAAGAAAUCAAGCAACAAGACAGUACGAGUACCUUCUUCAAUAGUGCCUGUGAAGUCUUCUAAGAAACAAACUGGCAAUGCCCCCAAACGAAACGAAGUUGAACAUUCAGCAGCUGUUGUAAGCCACGAAAAGACCAGAAGUUCCAAGAAGACAAAAGAUCAGUGCCCUGCUUACCAAGCAACAUCGAAAAAUCUCGCAUCUCUUCCAAUCUUCCACUGUGACAUCAAACACGUGUGUGGGAUAUGUUAUUCACGAGGUGAUGUAGUUGAACAACGAUUAGGAAGCAAGCCACUGGUGUGUGCCGGCUCACCAGGCGAACACGACUGGAAGAGAUGCAGGAUGGUGGUUGUAUACUCCAGCGAGAAGAAGAAAUGGCGUAAGGUGCGACGGAGACAUGCGAACGCACCCCCUAUUCCGACACUUUGUACAUCUGGUGAUGCUUGCAAGCGUGGUGGAGAAUGUUGGUUUCCACACUUCAAAGAAGAGAAAGACCUGUGGAUCUAUAUGGGGAGACACAAACUCACCAAGUUAGAUGACGUAGUGUUCGCCGGGCGUGCAUCCCCGGACGUCAUGUCACAAACACUCCCUUCGAAGUCGCAGCGUGACAAACGCCCCCAGCCUCAGCCUCAGCAUCGCUGCUCCUACUGCGAUAAAUCUUACCCGCAACAAUGGCAGCUUCAGCAGCACAUCCAAACCAUGGAUCACUGGUCAAAGGUCAACUCAGACGAAGACAAGAAAGACCAGUGGAAGCAUCGCAGCCCGCCCUGGAAUGUCGUCAACGGACAGUACCAAGAAUGUUCAGAGAAUAAAAAUGGGAGAUGCGUGUUCACUGACUGCACGAAAGCACACGGUGUCGAUGAGUUAGAGGAAUGGAAAGAAAGACAUCGGUAUCGAAUAAUGAAAGUGAAGAAAGCCAAGGAGUGCAGGUUGUACGCGUUCAUGGACGAAGUCCUCGAUAAAUUCAACUUCUCUGCUUCACAAGGGAAGGAUGUGAUUGCAGAGCGGUUACCUGGAGUCCGCAUCGACUGCUCUGAAGAUCUUGUCCAGUUUCUGGAUACAGAGACGAAGGAUAAGGAGUCGGCAUACACGUGUACCUGGUCAUUCACCCUUGACCUCAAGACCUCGGAAAAUAAAUUCCUGAAGCGUGUGUGCUUGUUCUACGACGACAACAGACUCUACUUCAGGUUGUCCCAGCCUGCUAAUGAAAGCGAGGCUCAGGUGUGUCCUGGCAACCUGAUUGUAGAGGAGGACAGGAGGUCAUAUCGGUUUGACGUCAUCUUUCGCUCUCAGAUCCUCGGUCGCUUCUCCCAGUGGGUCCUCUUUGACCUUGGUACUGAACCGUAUCUUGUCCGGAAACUUCAGGUCCUGGUUGGAUCGCAUACACCGCACGACAAAUCCGAUGAGAUAAGCGGGGAAAAGAACAAAUUUGAGCUGUGGACUGACAUACACCCGGAGAUUGUUAGAUUCUCGGAAAGCGACCGACAACCUUCAACUAGUGAAAGGCAGCUGCUCAACGACUAUGAAGUACCAACGCCACUAGACAUUGAAGAUCUAGGAGAGCUGAGUCGGGACAACUACAGAAAGUACAUGCACGGAAUGCUGUACCUGGAAGAACAGGAGUGUAAUAUCAAAAUAUCCAAGUUUGCCUCAGAGAGCAGAUUAGAAUGCCUUGACCAUAUUUUACGUGAGACCCCGACAGCGACCAAUGUGGAUUAUGCAGUUGACGGCAGCCUGUUUGGAAAAGUCGAUUUGAAAAGUGCACUCAUGGACGACUCGGAGACCAGCCAAAUCAUUGAGAGGAACGUGCGCAAGAUGAUGCUGAAAUUCGCUAACUCGAAGAAGAUAUAUGAAGCCAUCAUAUUGGACGAACAAAAUGACUUUAGGAAGCAAGACAAAGACACGCUGUAUAUCAAGCUCAGUCCCACAUGCGUGAAGGAGAUGGACCUCAGAGGUAAAACCGAACACCGGGUUGAAAUUCAACUUCAGUUGGAUCGUCUCCCUCUCUGCUAUAUGCAUUCGGCAGUUGAUCGCCUUCAGAACAUGGAUAUGGUUUUCCCACCUAUAGGAAACCUAAACAAGCUUCCACGCGUUGACAAACCAUUGCAACCAGACACGGAUGCUCACCAGGAAAGAGCCGUGAGAUUCAUUUGUCGGCACAAAGGAGGUAAAGCAAGUCCAACGUAUGGAGUUGGACCCGUGCUUCUUUGUGGACCGUUUGGAACAGGAAAGACUCAUACUAUGGCGACGGCAGUAAGACGUACCUUAAAGGAACGUCCGGACAGCAAGAUUCUCAUUUGCACACACUCUAACAGUGCUGCCGAUUUAUACAUCACCGAACAUCUGCACAAGCUGGUGGAAGCAAAAGAAAUCAAGCAGAUGACUCGUGUCUACGCAAAAACUCGAGACAUCAACACCAUUGGUGACAUCGUCCUAAAAUACACCAAAGUUGCAGACGGUAAGGUUAUGAUUCCAACCGUGGAGAAGAUCAAAGCGAGUAGUGUUGUUAUUACGACACUCACCACAUCUUACAGGCUCCCAUCGUCAGAGCUAUAUGGUCACUUCACCCAUAUCUUGAUAGACGAAGCGGGACAGGCAUUGGAGACGGAAGUACUGCAACCUUUGACCUUUGCUACAGGAAGUACCUGCGUAGUUCUGGCAGGAGAUCAUCUACAGAUGAGCCCUAAGGUAUUUUCUGGAACCGCCCGACAUGCUAAGUUCCACAUAUCUCUCCUGGAGCGUCUAUUCUACCUGAAGGUUGGCAGUGUUCUGCUGUCCUCAAACUAUCGGACCUGUCAGAAGAUGCUAGAUUUCAUCUGCGGGUCAUUUUACUAUGGAACCCGCACAGGUCGUAUCAUGAAAGCAGUUGGUAAACACGAGCCACACCCGAGAUUCCAGCAUCCGUUGGUGUUCUGCACGGUGAAAGGAGAGGAUCAGAAGAUUGGCAUGUCGUACGUCAACCACUACGAGGUAGCAGAGAUAGUGUCAACUGUGCGGGACUUGCUUCGCGACUGGCCCGAAGAUAAGUGGGGGAACCCUGACACAAAUGGCAUCUGUGUGGUAGCAUCGUAUAAAAUGCAGAUACGGCAAAUUCGUACUCAACUUCGAAAAGGAGGGAUGGGAAGCAUAGAUGUAUUACCAGUGCAGAGUGCCCAGGGGAAACAGUAUCGGGUGAUGAUCAUUAGCACGGUAAGAACACGAAGCACGCUGAACAAAGCCGACACAACAGCAUUUGUUUCAAAGAUAAGCCCGGCCAAUCGCCCGGACGACACAUUCGACUACGGCUUUCUGUCUGAUCCCCGACUCCUCAACACAGCGUGUACACGAGCACAGUCUCUUCUGAUAGUUGUAGGUGAUCCAUCGACUUUGUGCUCGGUGGGCGAUUGCUCCAAGAUAUGGCGAAGGUACUUGAAAGAUUGCGAGGACAACAAAACACUGCAACCACCGGGGACUACUAUCGCAGGAAUCCAACAAGAGAUGGAAGCAGCUAAACAGCGUUUGAACCCUUCGGCCCCGGUCUUCCAGCCUGCUUCUACAUCAACUGGCAAGCUUCUUCCAAAGGGUCAUUCAUCAGAAGCCAACAAACCGACCUACUCACCAGAGCCUGCAGCAUUGAAACCAAUUGAUGACCCAUGGCUGCCAGACGAUGAUACAAUCCUCUCCGAUGGCAUCAUGCGAGAACUGUACAGGCAGAUAAGCCACGAUGAGCGUAGACGAAAAAAGUCAGAGGAGGAUCCUGGUGUCGAUAUAGGCGAACCCGAUUAUGCCGAAUUCGAAAGGGAGGUGUCUGUUAAAUGGAAAAGGAAGCCUCCUAAGUUUCGGAUGAUACGGGAAAGCGAUCGCAUAGUUCUAGACAUCAAGUAUACCGAUGGAGACAAGAGGGGAGCUGAUGAAUCCGAAGAGUCAGAUUCUGGUGAAGGUUUGAGAAAUGACAAGCAUGACGAAAGAAAACGCCAGAACGCUUACAAGCAAGUUGAACAACGUCCAGACAAGUUCAAGAUCUGUUCUUUCCAUUGUGACAAGUCCGGGCACACAUACGCCAUCCCGCUUGAUGAGGGAAUGUGUGGGAAGAUUUCCAUCACCAGCAAAAUAAGACGAGGAAGAGCCUUGAAUUUAGAUGAGGUUAUCGUGGAAAUAUUCGACGACACGCGCGAAUCUGUGGUCUCAGAAAGCGAAAGAAAAUACGGGAAGGUCAUCUGCGUGUGCAAGAGGGCAGCUCGAUCCGCCCUCAAAUCAAAAGUAGUCUGUAAGCUUGACGAGCAUAUAGGCAACCAAAUGGUUCCGCUUGACCGCACUCUCCCCAAGUUCUUUGUCCUUAGUCGAGAUGAAGAGAAAAGAGGGAACAUAAAGACCAGUCGUGCAUCACCGGACCUUUGUACCGUUUCCAUCUACCGUUACAGCAGGGAACUUCAGGAAGACUCGCCCUUUGUGAGGAAUGUGAAGGUGUCCAGGAGAGAUCGAGCUCACAAGCUCUUCGUCGUUGAAUAUCUGAAGUGGUUUGCCAAUGCUCCUUACCCCAUGGGUGUGGUCACGGAAGAACUCCCACAAGCAGAAUGCAAAGAGACGGGCCUUCGCAUUCUGAAGCUCAUUUAUGGAGUAAAGGAUGACUGGAAAUCUGACAUUAUUGAGGAGGUGGAGAGCAAGUUUCCGGAUGAUUGGGAGAUUCCAGAAGCUGAAAUUCAGUCUAGAUGUGACGCACGAAACCAAUUCGCAUUUACUAUUGACCCACAAGAAAGCCAAGACCUCGAUGAUGCUCUCAGUGUAGAUUAUGUGGGAGAAAACUACAAAGUCGGCAUUCAUAUUGCCGAUGUGUCUUACUUCGUCUCUCAUGGUAGCGCGCUUGAUAAAGAAGCAAGAGCGAGGGCUACCUCGUUCUAUCCACAUCGUGCUCUCGCCAAACCAAUCAAUAUGCUCCCUCCACAGCUUAGCAACAAGUUAUGUAGUCUGCUGCCACAAAAAGAUAGACUUACCAUUUCAGUCUAUGCCACCCUAGAUGGAAAGGGAAAUUUGGUGGGUGACCCUGAGAUUGAGCGGUCCGUGAUUCGUUCCCACAACCAGCUGAGCUAUGAGUACGUAGAAGAAAUCAUCAUGUCGACCAGCAGCAAGAGAAACAAUAACAUAACUAUCACAGAAAAAAUCUUGACAUUAAAUGAGCUAGCAAAAGAGAGAAGAAGGAUCCGUCUGGGAAUGGGUCGGUUUGCUUUCUCACAUGAUGCUGAAGAAGAUGAGGUUCAACAUCCACUGGCGCAUUCAUUGGUAGAAGAAAUGAUGCUCCUUGCCAACGAGGCCGUGGCCAUUUAUCUUGUGAAGGUAUAUCCCGACUGCAGCCCACUCAGAAGGCAGCUUCCUCCAAGUGACGAAAAUGUUGAACAAUGGUUGAAAAAUCACGCCCAAGACCUUGCAAACAGUUUGGAACUCCAGUCGAGACUUUUAGAAAAAGUGGUCCACAAUGAAGUUGACGUGUACGUACUGAAAGAAAAGUGGAACCAACUGCGUUCAGCUGUCGAUAAGCAAGACAAGAUUACUACGAUCACCGAUUUAAUAACCAGCGAUGAAAACCACCCGCAGCUUGCCGUGGCCAGAGCAGACUUAUUUAUCAUUCAAGAGACUGCUGACUACAUCAGCACCGGAGAACAUCCAGACACAUCUAGGAGAGGUCAUCACUCGCUGAACAUGUCAGUCUAUACUCACUUCACCUCACCGAUCCGUCGGUACUUUGAUCUCGUUGUACAUCGAAUGCUGAUUGCUGCCAUUAAUGACGACAAAGCUGGAGGCACUCUGCAUCAGUCAGAACGGCCAUAUGACACAGAUGAGCUUUCAUCAAUUUCUCAUCAUUGCAACAUACAACGACUGAAUUCCCAAGCUUUUGAGAAGAAGACCCGUGCCCUCCAGUGUGCUCUGAGGCUUCGAGAAGCCCCUCAGUUGUUCGAGGUAUUUGUUGGUGGAUUUUCUGACGCGAGUCUGGAACUGAUAUUUCCCUACAGACGUUUCCUCCCGUCAGCGUGUCCUCUGAAUCUACUGAAGCCAAUCAGCAAGCCAGAGUUUGAUGGGGAAAAUGUUAAUAUGGAGCUAAGAUGGAAAGAAAGGAUCUUCGAGUUGCGUGGUACAACUACACCCAAACCACGAUUUGUGUCACAGCUAACUCUGGAUACGGAGCAGAUGAUUGUGAAGAUUUCUGCGGAUCAUUGGAAGGAGAUUCUAGAAGCAAUUCAGGCACAGAACACCGAUAUGAUUCAGAGGGCUGUCAAGGGCGCAGACGAGGAACAACAACUUACCGAACAAAAAAAAUCGAAAAGACAAAAUCAGCGACACCUACCAGAGAAUCAGGACAUUCCUGUUGAAGAAGUCACUUGCGAAACCUUAGAUGUAAGAAAACCCUCACCUUUCGUAAAUUUCCAGAGAAGCUUCAAGCGAGGCGAUGUGUUGAAGGUCCAGCUGAAUGCAAAGGUUCGGAGGGGUAUAUUGUCACCAUGUAUGCAGCUCUUCUUUCUCACCCCGAAGCUGAGCCUUUGCGGGGAACAUCGAGGAAAUGCAAUUGAAUGCUUUUCCAAAGAGGCAGCACGUCGCCCUCCUACACACAUAGGCAGUGUUGAACAGUACCAGGCCGUAUGGCUGCCAAUCAUUCAGAUGGUCUCAGCCUACAGCGCUGUUGUGAGUGAUGAAAGCUGCGUGAUCCAUGACGUAGAUGUCGACUGGCACUGCGCUGAAACUGACGAUCAAGAACGACAAUACAGUGGGACGUUUAUGAUCAAGCAAACUUUCUGCAGUGAUCGGAGUUUUGGUAUGCACCGGGGUGACUACCUUUGUAUGCGCUACAGGGACGUACCUCUGUCUUCCGAGGCACAGAGUAAGCUCCGCGAACUUGGUACCACCCCCACAUCCAGUCAAAGUCACAUUCAGUCAUCCAAGACUACAUUCGUUGCCCAUGCAGUCAUUACGUUUGUUGAGGACAUAGAAGAGAAAACCGACGCGUGGACGAUCCAAGUUAAAGUUGGAGUUAAUCAACUUUCGGCCCCUUUUCCAGAUGUGUUGUUUGAGCAGAGUAAGAAAGUACCAACAUGUACCAUCGAGUUAAUACCAAAGGCCAGCUCAGACAUCCGCCUUGAGUCUGCAGUAAGACAUCUGCACAACGCGAAGGAGCUGGUCAAAGGAAUAUGCAUGCACCAAAUACCUGCUGUCAGCGACACAGAUCCGGUCAUCAGAAAGCUUCUCGAGGAAGGUAGAAAGAUCGACGAUUUUUCCAUCACAGGAUCGCCAUUUCCCAAACCUAAUGAAUCACAACAGACUGCCUUGAAGAAGGCUCUGCGGCAACAUUUCACAGUCAUUCAAGGACCUCCAGGUACGGGCAAGACAGUGACCGGUGUCCAUCUGACAUAUUUCUUCACGGAAGUCAACAAGCAGCUUCCUGCCUUGGGAAGAAGACCACAAGUUCUCUAUUGCGGACCGUCCAACAAAUCUGUAGAUGUCGUUGCCCAUUACAUGCUACGACUGAACAUAGCAGCAGUUCGGGUCUACAACAACAUGAUUGAACAGCAGGACUAUCCCACACCUGGACAGUCAGGAAGAGCAUCGAAGGCUGGAAGCACCAAAGAAACCAAAAUGGAUCCUCAUCUGAGGCAAAUCUCACUCCAUCAUCUCAUCCGGCAGCCAUCCAACCGACACUGUGAGGAAAUCUUGGCCCUUGAGCAGACAUUCCAGAGUCCAGGAUACAAGAUUUCAUUCCGUGAACAAGACAAGUACAAGAGAGCCAUUCACGAAGCUGAGGCCGAAGAACUCAAGAAGUACAAGGUGGUCUUGUGUACAUGCAAUGAGGCUGGGAGCAUACGGAUACAGAGAAAUGUGAAUGCUAUACAGUGUAUCGUGGAUGAGGCUGGCAUGUGCAACGAGCCAGAGACUCUGAUACCACUGGUUGGCACUAUCGAAGAAUCGGAAGACCAACCCUUUGCACGCAAGAAGGAUGUGAGACAGGAACCACGCCAAAUUGUCUUGAUCGGUGAUCACAAACAACUCAGACCUAUCAUUCAGGAGAGGACUGCCGUGCAGCUAGGCAUGGAGACAUCGCUGCUAGAGAAAUACGGAAAGGAGGCCACGAUGCUUACCAUUCAGUAUCGCAUGCACGAAUCAAUAUGUGCCUUUCCAUCAGAGGUGUUUUACAAAGGGAAGCUGGUUACGGCAGACAUUGUGAGACGGCAAACCCAGCAGCUGAAUAAGACCUGGCCCGGUGGGCGGGGCAACCCCCUUGUGUUUUGUCAUCACAUUGGAAGCGAGGAUAAGCAAAGUGUCAGGACCGAGGAGGGUGGGGAACAGUCCCGGGCUAACCCUCAAGAGGUCACUCACGUGCUCCGCAUUGCGUCAAACAUGGUUCGUCUAGGCGUGAAACAAGACAGGAUCGUCAUUCUUACCCAAUAUCGCCUCCAGAGGGCGCAGAUCGAAGAAAGGCUGAAGGAAGCCAACAUGAAAGACAUCCUCGUCAGCACUGUCAUAACCAGUCAAGGUAAGGAGUGGGACUACGUGAUUCUGUCUACGGUCAGGUCACUUCCACGGGUCGAGAUUGACGAGAAAGCAUCCACAGCCUGGAAGAAACGCAACCUGGGAUUUAUCACAGAUGAGAAUCAGAUAAAUGUCGCCAUCACCCGGCCAAAAAUGGGAUUGAUCAUUCUAGGCAACAAGUACUUACUUAGUGUUCACCGCACAUGGAAGGAUCUACUGGCCCAUUACAAAGAGAAGGGAGCUUUGGUGAACGCAAAGGACUUCCUACCUUAGACUGUGAACGGGAACAGCUAAAACGCUGCUACACUAAAUAAAGCGUUGAUAGCCAUUGUUAUUACUUUCCUGCAUUAGAUUAAAAAAAUAUAUAUCGGUAUUAAUGAGAUGGGCAAGUGUGGUUUCUUAUGAAAAACAUAAAAUGUGUUUAAUCUGUAUCCACACUUAUAGUUAUAGUGUGCAUUUGCCGAUUGGGAGUAUUUUUUUGAGAAGUGCGAAUCUUAAAAGAUGUAGUCUUAAAUGAUGUAGCAAAACCAAUCCAACCAUCGUUCUUCAUAUAACAGAUGCAUAUAAUGUACAAAUAGUUGGUAGGGUAAUGGUAAUAGUUGGGUAAAGACCAAUUAAUGGUAAUGUAUCAUUCCGAAUAAAUGGCAACUAAAUCAUUCCAAAAUCGGAUUUAUCCAAAGUCAAAUCUGAAGUCUGCAGGUCACAAGUAAGAGAAGGUGAACAAUCACAGGGAUGCUUUUGUCACAUUGCGUUUAAAUAUAGCUUGUCACCUGACUUGAGACUGUGUGACACGUGAUUGACUUUGGAUGGGCUUAUCAGGUCGAGACUAUAUCCCUUGGUCGUCUGCUGUUGAAAAUAUAGCCCUCUUGACCUUCGGGUGCAUAGAUGUACAAUAUUGACCUCAUUACCAUAAUCAGUAUGUGUGCGUAAUAUUUGCAUCAUCUUGAACAUUUCGAGUCAGGGUUUCUUUCAGAAAAUAUUUCAUCUCCUUCAGUAAAUAUUUGAUGUAUAGGCAUAAUUGAUACAUAUAUGUUUUUAGAGAUAUUGUUUUUAAGUUCGUUUUUUUUUCAAAAAUCGAUAGAAAGAUCGAUCCUCCGUUCGUCCCCUCGCCCUGUCCUAGGAAGCCCCUAUCUGUUAAUCUUUUUCACAGAAAAAAAAACACAUGCAGGACAAAGAGUAGUCGCAAAGCAUUGUGGGAAAGUCAAGUACAUGUGUAAUGUACAUGUUUUGCAUUGAUCUCCAUUAGAAAGUCUUUCUAAUGGAAAUCAAUGGUGCAUUCCAUGCGCACGGGCUAUGCGCAUGCGGAAGUGCUGACCCCGGGCCACCCGCUAAACAAAUGUAUCCAAUGAAAGCUCAAAUAAACUGGAGGUCACAAGCCUUGGAUAGGGGUCUGGGUACAUC
This is a messenger RNA of Patiria miniata (bat star), 10653 nucleotides long. RefSeq names its product helicase with zinc finger domain 2-like. Gene Ontology annotation, biological process: miRNA processing. Gene Ontology annotation, molecular function: ATP hydrolysis activity; protein binding; RNA nuclease activity. The coding region runs from base 1 to 9525 and encodes 3174 amino acids. The record is from RefSeq and is a predicted model, not a curated record. NCBI's taxonomy places the organism in Eukaryota, Metazoa, Echinodermata, Asteroidea, Valvatida, Asterinidae. The transcript is spliced from 34 exons.